Messenger RNA from Humulus lupulus (European hop), 1435 nucleotides. RefSeq lists its product as uncharacterized. Lineage: Eukaryota; Viridiplantae; Streptophyta; Magnoliopsida; Rosales; Cannabaceae. The transcript has a single exon. The coding region runs from base 208 to 1263 and encodes 351 amino acids. The record is from RefSeq and is a predicted model, not a curated record.
AUAUAAGUCAGUCAAGCAAUGUUUAUAUUUGUUGUAAAUCCUUAUGAUGUUUCUUCCUUUUGGAUCACCAUCAUAAGUUUGCACGUUGCAGGCUAUAAAUUGUUAUGUGAUUCCACCAUCUAAGAAACCUUUCAAAGUCGCUUGAAAUGAUUAGUAUCCUCUGUUCGUGAGAAGUUUAUCCCUUUAGUUUUCUUUAUCAAGUUAGCCAUGGAAACUUCACCACCAGCAUCAGCACUAAACCUCAUCAAAGUGCUCUCUACAUCCAGGCGCAUCAUCAAUAAUCAAUUCCGCCAUUUCACCGCCCUCAGUUUCCUUUUCAUCGUUCCUUUCUCCAUAACUGUCGCUGUGUAUCCCAUUCUGCAAUCUCUCUUACCUGAUGCCAUCUCGGAAAGCUUUCUCUAUCUGACUGGUUUUGGUCCUCAGAAUGCUGAUGAUCAAUUCACCACCUUUCCCACCGAAAACCUUUUCCUUGUACUCACUUAUGUUCUCUUCACUGUAGUCUUCUCUACUUGUGCCAUCACCUCAAUCACCUACUCUGUCAUCCAUGGCUUCUCCAGCCAACCUGUCAAGCUCAAAUCCGCAAUGAAAUCCAUUGCCGCGAACUUCUUCCCUCUCCUAGGCACCAGUCUUCUCGCCCAAACAAUUGUUUUCACAAUUUCUGUUCUUUAUGUGGCAGUCUUUGCUUUGUUGGUUGCUGGAGCUCAGCUGUUGGGGUUUCAGAUUGAUUUCUCAUCGCCUUAUUUUAUCAUACUUGGUUUUGUUAUGGUGAUCCCUCUGUUCUUGUUGGUGGUUUAUCUGCAUGUUAAUUGGUGUCUGCAGUCUGUAGUUGUCGUAGCUGAAAAGAAAUGGGGGUUGGAAUCCUUGAAGCGGAGUGCGAGUUUGAUCAAGGGAAGGGAAUGUCUGGCCUUGUCACUGUCUUUGCUUUUCGCGUUUUGUUACGGUGUUCUGUCCAUAGGUACGAGCUAUUCUCUUCCAGUUACAGAUUUGGAUGGCGGUAAUACUAGUGAUCCUAAUCAUGAGUGGAAGUGUUUCGUGACCCGUUUGGCUGUCCAAGUUUUGUUGUCUUCGGUUUUUCGAAUGCUGGUUCUGUUAUAUGAAAUGGCUGCAAAUGCUGUAUUGUACAUGUACUGCAAAGAGGCUGGUGUGGAUCACAGAGAUGAGGAUUUUGCUGGAGAGUACGUUAGCUUGCCCGUUGUUGACGAUGAGAAUGAUCCACGUUUCGUUUCUGUUGUGCCCUCCAAACUUGACAGUUAUGAGGUUUAGUUUAGCAUCAGUUUUAAAUGCCUACUUUUUUCACGCUUCUGUUGUUUGUUGUGAGAUUUCUACUGUAUAAAUUAUGAAGAUCCUGGUACUUUGUCAAUGUUGCGGAGAUGUAAACUUCUUUUUUCUUUUGUUUCUUUAUUUGGUGCGAAAUAGGAAAACUCUGUUUCAGAAA